AUGGAUCAAUUACAGGAUACUGCAAAGCGAUUGCUCGUACGCUCCCAGGAGGCUAUUCUACAGCUUGAUUUAUGCAUACAGAGACAGCAGCGUUUAUAUGAGUGUGGAUUUUGUGAGCAAGUUUCUCCUCAGUCUGGCAGCUCGCAGACCCCACUACAAGAAUAUCACGCAUACCUUGCGCAACUCAAUUCGCUUUAUAUUAGGACUCAACAUUUACGUGAUAAGAUACAAAAGGAUGAAUGCCCUCACCACGCAAUUGGUCAAGAUUCAAUUCACCAACUUCUAUCUGAAUAUCAAACAAUCAUCAAUAAGCUGAACGAGUUCACGAUCCAAAAACUCAACAACGAAUCAUCACCAGUUUCUGACUCAUCAAGGAGUACUGUAUCAUUCAAACCACGCCCAUUAAAAAUUCUCACGCGAAACAAUGUUGACCAUAGUUCACCCUCAAAAAAGCCCAAAAAAACUACAGUUACACAUUCUCUGGAGGAUAACCAUGUAACUUUCUCCACCAAAGAUAUCCAUUCCCAUAAUAGAAGCAGUUCACUACCCGGAUCUCCCAAAAUAAGUUUACAACUUGAUAAUCUUGGACAUGCUCCAAUUCGACCCCUGAGGGGAGCUAAGUCUUGCAACAUUGGUCUUAACAAAAGUAAGCCGUUGGAAGACAACCGUUUGAGCUUUUUCAAGGAUCGCCAACGAUUCUCAUUGUCUUUUUUUGAUGACGAAUACUCUUCAGAUGAAGAGACUGUAAUUUCUGUGAGUCCUCCCCUGCAUUUCGACAGAGGUUUAGAGAGUCUCUCGAAGGUAGAGCCUCUUCGAAGAUACAAGUCUCACGAAAGCAUGCUAUCUUUGAGUAAGGAGGCAGGAACGUUGGCUACUUCAAGGCCGACACCAUUUACGCAAUUCCUCUGCAGAGCUUCAUGCCAGCCAUCGACCGGAAUAACAUCAAUUGCCCCGCAUCAAAUACACUCAUUCCAGAUACCGUCCUCUGACGAUAAAAAACGAAACUCCUCAAAAGAUCUUCUGUCUAAAAUCGUGGAAAAUACGUCCAAGAAACAGACCAACACUUGGCUUGGAGGUCUUGAAAAUCGUAGAAAUCCCAUAAUGAAUGCAUGGAAACGUUUUAAUCAUCAGACUUUAAUUACUUCGGAAGUUGGCAUAAAAGAAACCAAGAGGGAUUGUCCUGGUGUAAAAAGAAUUAUACCGCGGGGUAAGCGCCCCGAAAUACGAUCGCAGAAUACCAAUUCUUGCUCGACUUUGGUAAUUGGGCCUAACGGGUCAAAAUUUGUGACACAAAUGAAAGAGCCUGAGCUUAGUUACAAAAUUUCUCAGGAUGCUCUUAAUGAGGCGCUUAAUACAGAUUUUAAAUUUGAUUUUACAUAG
Molecule: messenger RNA, 1380 nt
Organism: Lachancea fermentati
Lineage: Eukaryota; Fungi; Ascomycota; Saccharomycetes; Saccharomycetales; Saccharomycetaceae
Source: the annotation of a GenBank genome assembly